Aspergillus ochraceoroseus IBT 24754 is the source of this 3325-nucleotide messenger RNA. RefSeq lists its product as uncharacterized. The record is from RefSeq and is a predicted model, not a curated record. The transcript has a single exon. Lineage: Eukaryota; Fungi; Ascomycota; Eurotiomycetes; Eurotiales; Aspergillaceae. Bases 39 to 3005 code for a protein of 988 amino acids.
AGGAAUACGAAAAGUUACAUGCCGAGAGUGAGGAGAAAAUGUCUGAUGUCCAGCCUUCCGAUGUUGGCGACGAAACGCAACACCAUCACCGCCGCCUGGUUCUCCCUGCCUGGCUAGACCAUUGGAAUGCCCGGGACUUGAAGGUCCUUUUUCGCUGCUGCGCUGCGGCGUGGGUGGCAUCACUGCUGAUGUUCAUUGGUCCUGCGUUGCAAAACAUCGGGAUCGCGACGUUCUUCGCGACGUUGAUGCUGUAUAUUGUCCCUCCCAGUGGAAUCCUGUUCAUAUACUUACUGGGGGCCUUCUCUUUGCUUUUUGGCAUGUGCCUUGCAUGGGCAUGGGGGCUGCUCACCAUGAAGGCCGCUUUAGCAGCGCGACCUGAAGCCCAGACCCAGGCGAUGGUGCAGGCGUUGCAACGGGAAGCAGUCGCAGUCGCCAACCAAACCGGUAUCAGCCCGUUAUUGGAGGCCCAGAUCUUGGUGCACGAUGGCUUCAUGCUCGACGCGCGCGUGACCGUCAUUUUCUACGUGAUGAUCUGUCUCUUCGUCUACGUGAUGUCCCGAAUCCGGGCUGCAAAUCCCAAGUUUGUGUUAACCCAGCUCUUCGGGAUCAUUGUCGCGGAUCUCUUCUUACUCUUCGGUCCCACGUUGCCAUCAUUCAACGCUUUACUCCCCGAAGUCCUGGUCAAGCCGGGCGCCAUCGGCAUCGGCAUUGGUGCUGCCUGCUGCCUCGUGUUUUUCCCGCAAUCCACGUCCCAUGUCGUGAUGAUCCAAAUGGAACAGCUCCUGCGGCUAGGAGACGCGCCGUUGCGUCACACACGAUCGCGGUUCGCUGGCGACUCAAUUGCCCUCGAACAGCUCCUGGCCACAAAGACCAAGAUGAUUGGAAUUUUCAAAGCGAUGCAUGCGGCAUUGGCAUUUUUGCCCAUCGACUUUUCCCGCGGUCGGUGGAGCUCAGACGACAUUAAAAACCUUCAAGCUCCCUUACGACAGGUAGUUCUCGCAGUGCUAUCCCUGAACGACUAUCAUAUCGCGCGGAUCCGCGUAGACCAAAAGCUGGCGAGCUUGCCGACGGCGUCCGAUACUGACAGAACUGCUGCACAUGAAAAGCGACCCCAUCCUGUAGGUCAAUGGCAGCUCCAGGAAAGCGCAGAUUUGAUCCAGAUACUCAAAAGCCUAGACUAUGGAGUCAUUCGAUCGCAGACGCUAGAUAUCUUGAAUCGGUCUACACACGAGGUCCUCAGCCGGUCGUCGGAGUCGCUUGAUAUCAUUGCGCAGUGCAUCCACACCGUCAACUCUGGCCGUUGGUUCCGUCGGCCGACUCAGCACCGAGUGGAUGAACUGAUGGUGCAGACCAACGCGAUGCUGCAGAAUUUGCGAUCCGCCAAGGCACUGUGCGCUGUGGAAACUACAGAACGGCUGAUUGAAAAUCAUGCCGAUUUGUUCGACGCUGAUGGUCAUCUGAAGGCACCCGACGAACUGACGCCAUAUUCCCUGCGAGGAAUGGUCAUCGGUAUGGUAGUCGAGGAGCGUAUUCUUGACGUAGCAACGGCCCUUGAACAGCUCAUGACGCAGCUGGUCGCCCUGAUGGCGAAGCGGACCAAAGACCGUUUCUGGUUUCCUUCUAGACUGCGAUAUGCCUUCUCCUGGCUAGGUAACAGGCAUCAAGACGCCCCUGUGCCUGGUCUCGCCACGGACUCUACGGUCAGUCCUGACGAUGUAGAGGACCAGGCUAAAGAGGCCCAACGGCAAUUGAAGAUCAGCCGUGGCUACGGUCGACCGAUUCGCCGCAGUGUCCUGAGCCGAAUACUCAGGGCUUCCUAUCGCUGGUUCACCAACCCGGGAGGCAUAUACGCCCUUCGCAUGGUCGUCGUUACCAUUGCCACAGCUAUCCCCGCCUCUCUGCCGCAGACCGCGGGGUUUUAUUACCGAGAGAAAGGCAUCUGGGGGAUUAUCACGGCGCAGACCACCGUGCUGGUAUACAUGGCGGAUUUCACAUUAUCUCUGGUUAGUCGAACAGCCGGUACGGUCGUUGGCGGAGUGCUCGCGAUGGUGGCCUGGUAUAUUGGUUCCGGGGACGGUCCUGGGAAUCCCUAUGGACUAGCAGCAAUCACGGCCCUCAUGACUAUAAUCCUAAUGUGGUGGCGUUUGUUUCUUCCGCCAGCAUUUACCAUCGCGGCCGUCAUGAGCGGGGCAACUUUUGUUCUGGUCAUCGGCUUCAGCUAUGAUGACGGGCAUACGCAGCAAUACGGUCUCCCCGGUCGCGGAUAUGUGGCGUUUUGGAAGCGCCUGGUGACCGUGCUGCUUGGAGUUGUCGCCGCGCUCAUUGUGCAGAUAUUUCCUCGGCCGCCGUCGGCAACGCGACAUGUCUGCAAGACACUCUCCAACACAAUGCGUACACUGUCCGAUCACUAUGCGCUCCUGUUAUCGCACUGGGGACGCACGGAAGGGAGCCGUUUCCUGGGGCCCGUUGCCGAGAAAAUCUCCAUAGAAGUUGCGGAAGGCUUGAUGGCAAUCCAGGAUUCCAUCAGCGUGCUGAAAUUCGAAAUGACGCUCGGCCCGUUCAACCAACAAGCCCUAGCAGAGACGCGUGUAUUGUGCCAGGAUUUGAACCAGAGCCUCGGCAGACUACUAGCAUUGUCCGCAACCCUUCCACCAGAGUUUCAAACGCGGCUGGCGCAGACAACCGGCAUGUUAGAUGACGACCAUAUCGGGGACAUCAUGGCCGUCCUAAGCGUGAUCGAGCAGGCCCUCAAAUCCGGUAUUGCGUUACCCGAACGCCUGCCCACCCCAUUAAUCAAACGGUGCUACAAUGCGUGGUACUCGCGAAAUCGGGCGGCCGAAUUGAGCACCACCUUAUUUCGCGACGAAAAUUAUCGCCGGUACUGUGUGGCCAUCAGUGCAUACCUCAAAUUCUUGUCAACGAUUGACGACAUUGUUCUGGUACUCAAAGGGGCACUAGGAGAAUCGCAUAUCAUUCAAACGUGGGAGACUGAUGUGCCGGUUUAAUAGCGAACGGGGCAGCUAACAAGUCUAUAUACCGGAAGAAAAAUCGCAAUUCAUCAAUAUUCUGUCAGACACGACAGGACCUAGCGACACUGGGGAGACAUCUUUGUAUGUAUCUAUCUAUGAUAGCUUUUCUGCUGUCGUCUCGUUAAACGGUCACCCUCCGGAAAAGCGCCAGAUAUCACUUGAGCUUCCAGUUAUCUCUGUAUAUCCGGGAACAUACGGUUCAGAUGGUGGCAUCAACAAGCCUCUCCCGGCUCGUCAACUGUAUUCAUAGGAUGUGCCGCCGAGUCAGAAAUGCUCUUGUUUGAUUUGAUUUGAUU